Molecule: messenger RNA, 444 nt
Organism: Hydatigera taeniaeformis
Lineage: Eukaryota; Metazoa; Platyhelminthes; Cestoda; Cyclophyllidea; Taeniidae
Source: the annotation of a GenBank genome assembly
UGCAUACCAUUGGACAAUGAAUUCGGCCACUAUGAGUGUGGUGAUGGAGAUGAAAUUCAUUGUCUGGAAGGAUGGACAGGGGCUAAUUGUCAAACACCCGUUUGCGAUAAGAAUGGAUGUGGGGUUGGCGGCAUAUGCGUUGCUCCAGGUCGGUGUGAGUGCAAGCCAGGAUGGGGAGGCGUUAAUUGUGAAAUAUGUCUUCCCCGUAAAGGCUGCAAGAAUGGUGUAUGUGUGGAAGGAGGCGACUGUGUUUGCAAACCGGGUUUUACACACUGGCUCUGCGACAAAGCAGUAGUCUCAUUUGAAGAAGUUAAUGGAGCAGAGACAACGCCUAGCGUGGUUCAUACACAUUCAUUUUUUAUUCUUCAUUUCUCUACAUGCCUCUUUAUUUUCCCAUUGGUUAAACUUAAUUUCCACUUUCGUGCGAUUUUCCUGUUUUCAUAA